Messenger RNA from Epinephelus lanceolatus (giant grouper), 4643 nucleotides. NCBI's taxonomy places the organism in Eukaryota, Metazoa, Chordata, Actinopteri, Perciformes, Serranidae. The record is from RefSeq and is a predicted model, not a curated record.
GAGACGCAGAUGUUUCCUCCCUGUUAAGCCUCUGGUGUGGACACUGCUAUGGAUCAGUGUGGGGACACAGAGGAGGGGGUCCGUCCCUCUAAAACCAGCCAGGCUGAAGCUCAGAGGAUUCAGCAGCAGAGACGAGACUGUCCUGAACCUGGACCUGGACCUGGACCCAGCUGUGUGUCCAUGAAGAGUGACUGGUCUAUGGGCAGCCCCAUUCACUUUAAAGUCAGACGACCUGCGGAUGAACGGAUUCAGCAGCAGAGACGAGACUGUCCUGAACCUGGACCUGGACCUGAACCCAGCUGUGUGUCCAUGAAGAGUGGCUGGUCUAUGGGCAGCCCCAUUCACUUUAAAGUCAGACGACCUGCGGAUGAACGUGUUCAGAGCUCAGAGGUUCUCAGUGAUCAAUCUGCCCAGCAGCUUCAAACAGACCUGGACUCCAUAUUUAUGCUGCUCGAAGAGAACAUCCUCACUUUUGUGAAGAACGAGCUGAAGAAGAUCCAGAAGGCUCUGAGUUCACAUUACCCAGAAUGCUUAGAGGGUCAGAGUGAGGAUGAAGAGGUGUUGGAUGGUGAGGAUGACGAGCACAGGAGAAGCAGCAGAGAGGCGUUUCUGAGGAUCACACUGAACUUCCUGAGGAGAAUGAAGCAGGAGGAGCUGGCUGACUGUCUGCAGAGCAGAACGUAUGCUGCAGCGUGUCGACAUAAACUAAAGUGUAACCUGAAGGAGAAGUUCCAGUGUGUGUUUGAGGGGAUCGCCAAAGCAGGAAACCCGACGCUCCUGAAUCAGAUCUACACAGAGCUCUACAUCACAGAGGGAGGGACUGCAGAGGUCAAUGAUGAACAUGAGGUCAGACAGAUUGAAACAGCAUCCAGGAAACCACACAGACCAGAAACAACCAUCAGACAAGAAGACGUCUUUAAAGCCUCACCUGGAAGAGAUGAACCAAUCAGAACAGUGAUGACAAAGGGAGUGGCUGGCAUUGGGAAAACAGUCUUAACACAGAAGUUCACUCUGGACUGGGCUGAAGACAAAGCCAACCAGGACAUACAGUUCACAUUUCCAUUCACUUUCAGAGAGCUGAAUGUGCUGAAAGAGAAAAAGUACAGCUUGGUGGAACUUGUUCAUCACUUCUUUACUGAAACCAAAGAAGCAGGAAUCUGCAGGUUUGAAGAGUUCCAGGUUGUGUUCAUCUUUGACGGUCUGGAUGAGUGUCGACUUCCUCUGGACUUCCACAACAAUGAGAUCCUGACUGAUGUUACAGAGUCCACCUCAGUGGAUGUGCUGCUGACAAACCUCAUCAGGGGGAAACUGCUUCCCUCUGCUCGCCUCUGGAUAACCACACGACCUGCAGCAGCCAAUCAGAUCCCUCCUGACUGUGUUGACAUGGUGACAGAGGUCAGAGGGUUCACUGACCCACAGAAGGAGGAGUACUUCAGGAAGAGAUUCAGAGAUGAGGAGCAGGCCAGCAGAAUCAUCUCCCACAUCAAGACAUCACGAAGCCUCCACAUCAUGUGCCACAUCCCAGUCUUCUGCUGGAUCACUGCUACAGUUCUGGAGGAUGUGAUGAAGACCAGAGAGGAAGGAGAGCUGCCCAAGACCCUGACUGAGAUGUACAUCCACUUCCUGGUGGUUCAGACCAAAGUGAAGAACAUCAAGUAUGAUGGAGGAGCUGAGACAGAUCAUCACUGGAGUCCAGAGAGCAGGAAGAUGAUUGAGUCUCUGGGAAAACUGGCUUUUGAUCAGCUGCAGAAAGGCAACCUGAUCUUCUAUGAAUCAGACCUGACAGAGUGUGGCAUCGAUAUCAGAGCAGCCUCAGUGUACUCAGGAGUGUUCACACAGAUCUUUAAAGAGGAGAGAGGACUGUACCAGGACAAGGUGUUCUGCUUCGUCCAUCUGAGUGUUCAGGAGUUUCUGGCUGCUCUUCAUGUCCAUCUGACCUUCAUCAACUCUGGAGUCAAUCUGAUGGAAGAACAACAACAAACAACAUCCCUCCGGUCUAAAUUAUUUAGAGACAAACAGAAUCAAGAAUAUCUCCACCAGAGUGCUGUGGACAAGGCCUUACAGAGUCCAAAUGGACACCUGGACUUGUUCCUCCGCUUCCUCCUGGGUCUCUCACUGCAGACCAAUCAGAGACACCUACAAGAUCUGCUGACACAGACAGGAAGUAGCUCACAGACCAAAACGGUCCAGUACAUCAAGAAGAGGAUAAGUGAGACUUUGUCUGCAGAGAGAAGCAUCAAUCUGUUCCACUGUCUGAAUGAACUGAACGAUCGUUCUCUGGUGGAGGAGAUCCAACAGUCCCUGAGAUCAGGAAAUCUCUCCAGAUAUCUUCUCUCGCCGGCUCAGUGGUCGGCUCUUGUCUUCAUCUUACAGUCGUCAGAUAAAGACCUGGACGUGUUUGACCUGAAGAAAUACUCUGCUUCAGAGGAGGCUUUUCUGAGGCUGCUGCCAGUGGUCAAAACAUCCAACAAAGCUGUGCUGAGUGGCUGUAACCUGUCAGAGAGAAGCUGUGAAGCUCUGUCCUCAGCUCUCAGCUCCCAGUCCUGCAGUCUGAAAGAGUUGGACCUGAGUGACAACAACCUGACAGACUCAGGAGUGAAACUUCUGUCUGCUGGACUGCAGAGUCCAAACUGUACCCUGGAAACUCUCAGUCUGUCAGGCUGUCUGAUCUCAGAGGAAGGCUGUGUUUCUCUGGCCUCAGCUCUGAGCUUUAACCCCUCCCAUCUGAGAGAGCUGGACCUGAGCUACAAUCAUCCAGGAGACUCAGGACUGAAGCUGCUGUCCGAUGGGCUGCAGGAUCCACACUGGAGACUAGACACUCUCAGGAUGGACCAUGGUGGAGCGCACAGACUGAGACCUGGUGUGAGGAAGUAUGAAUGUAAACUGGAGCUGGACACAAACACAGUGAACAGAUUCCUCAGACUGUUGGACGACAGCACGACGGUGAGACAUGUCAGAGAGGAUCAGUCGUAUCCUGAUCACCCACACAGAUUUGACUUCUGUCCCCAGCUGCUGUGUAGGACUGGUCUGACUGGUCGCUGUUACUGGGAGGUGGAGUGCAGAGGGUACGUUUAUAUAUCAGUGAGUUACAGAGGAAUCAGGCGAAGUGGGGACGGUGAGGACUGUGUGUUUGGAUGGAACGAUCAGUCGUGGAGUCUGAGCUGCACCGGGGGACGUUACUCUGUCCUGCACAAGAAGAAACUAACAAACGUCUCUUCCUCCUCUUCCUCUUCCUCCUCUGCCUCAAGGAGAAUAGCAGUGUAUGUGGACUGUCCUGCUGGCACUCUGUCCUUCUACAGAGUCGUCUCUGACUUCCUGGUCCACCUCCACACCUUCAACAGCACCUUCACGGGACCUCUUUAUCCUGGCUUUACAGUCUGGCCUGGUUCCUCAGUGUCUCUGUGUCCUCUGCACAUCUGACAGUCUCUCCUGUGGACAGAGACUCUGCUGCUCAAGUCAAAGUUCACUCUGCUCACCGUCACACACUCUGACCUUUGAAGCAGGUAUCUGAUUUCAUCUCUUGGAUUUUCAACAUUUUAAUGAGCGAUGUCCUGAUCAAGGUUUUUUUUUGUGAUCGAGAUCUGAGUCAUUGAUUAUUGAGUACCUGUCAACACCGAGUCCCGAUCUGAUACGAGAUAACACGAGAUAACAAGGACUUUACAGUUAUAAAAAUGAAUCCACUGUACAUACAUGACAGCUGAACAUCUCUGUAAUGCAUUACAAAACAAUCCCACCAUGCAACAUGUUCUACUGCCUGUGAAAAUGAUCCAAUUAAUCAUAUGUCCACAUGUAUUUUGUAUCUUCACUGUGUUAAGAUCUUUUAGUUCUGAAAAAAUACCUUUCAAAGAACAAUUAGACAAAAGUUAAAUCAAACACUGAAGAAAUCUCUGCAGGGUAUUAAAUCAUCAGAUCAAAUUAUCAGUGAACAAAUAGGCCGAAUAUGUUUCCUUCGUUUAUUCAUUCAGUCCUGAGGCUGCUUCAGUCGAAUAUUGUGUGCAGACCUGAAACAGUAUAAAGAGUAUAUAUAUCUGUCAGCUCUGAGUCAAAGCUCAGAUUAUUCAGAGACAGUUUAGGAACCCCAGCGUACAGAAAUAUUUAAAUACACCAUUUUAACAACAGGCAGUGUUCCUUUUUCCCUCGCCAACAUUUAGUGUAACUUUGAUGCCUCAGGUCCUCUAGUUUAAUAUGAUCCCCGUGUCUUCACUAAGACUGAGCUGAUACAGCAGGUUGUGAGACUUUUUUUUUACACAAUCCUGAAGAGUUCACUGUUUUUUUGAAUGUUUUUUGUAGACGUCAUUGAUAAAAUCUAUAUUUUUUAUCUUGAAGGCAAACAUCUCUUCAUUUCAACAUUUUCAGAAUUUUUAUGAUCCUUAAGAAAACAAAAUAAAAUCACAUUCGAUUCAUCUGCUGAUUAUUUUCACCAUUAAUGGACUCAUGGUUUCAGAUGGACUUGUUGAAACUGUUAGGGGCUUUAAUUUACGAUUUUUCCAUGUUUCGGUUGUAAAAAUAAUAAUUUCUAAAGUAACUGCAGCGGUUAGAGAAUUGCAGUGAAGUAAAAAAGUAUAAUAUUACCAUCUGAAUCUCAGUGAAGUAAAAGUAGAAAAUAAAAGCCUGAGUACCUCAGAUUGUUCUGAAGCAAAGUA